AAUCCCCGACAACAACGUGCUCAGUUGUAAGCCAUAAUAUUUUGGCUUUUUUGAUUGUUUCUGUUCGCGUCGUCUGCUUUCCAGUGACUCAUCUCCAUCGGACAGCGGCAGUGGGACCUACAAGCUCUUCCCUCAUUUUUUUGCGGCUGGGAAAGGAGGGAAAUAACGACAGCAUAAUGGAAGAGCAGAGCCUUGACAGUCUCCACCUGAGCCAGAACCUGCCUCUGAGCCAGGAUUCAUUUCGUGAGCUGUGGGAGAGUGUCGUUACUCCCUCCAUUUCCACCAUCCCAGCGGCAACAAGCGUGUCUGAGUGGAGGCCUGAUGGACAAAUGUACAUGCUGCAGUUACCUGAAGUGCUGACUGAAGGGUUUGAUGAGAAUCUGUUUGAGCUACCCCCAGAGACAUUAACUAAAGAUGGUGUUACUCCCCCGGCCUCCACCGUCCCAGUUACAACUGACUAUCCUGGGGAAUAUGGCUUUCAGCUUCGCUUUCAGAAGUCUGGCACAGCCAAAUCUGUCACUUCCACUUUUUCGGAGCUUCUCAACAAGCUCUACUGCCAGCUGGCCAAAACCACCCCUGUGGAAGUGCUGGUGAGCAAGGAGCUUCCUCAGGGUGCUGUCCUCAGGGCCACAGCAGUUUAUAAGAAGACGGAGCAUGUGGCAGAUGUGGUUCGCAGAUGUCCACAUCACCAGAAUGAAGAUACUGCAGAGCAUCGCAGCCAUCUGAUCAGAGUGGAAGGCAGCCAGAGGGCUCAGUAUUUUGAAGAUCCACACACAAAGAGGCAGAGUGUGACGGUCCCUUAUGAGCCCCCCCAGUUGGGUUCAGAGAUGACAACCAUCCUGCUGAGCUUCAUGUGCAACAGCUCCUGCAUGGGCGGCAUGAACCGCAGGCCUAUCCUCACCAUCCUGACCCUUGAGUCUCCAGAGGGACUGGUGCUGGGCCGGAGAUGCUUCGAGGUGCGUGUCUGCGCAUGUCCAGGCAGGGACCGCAAAACAGAGGAGGACAACAGCACCAAGACGCAGAACGGCACCAAGCAAACCAAAAAACGAAAGAGCACCCCUGCCCCUGACACGACUUCUGUGAAGAAGUCCAAGUCUGCCUCCAGUGCAGAGGAGGAAGACAAGGAUUUCUAUGUUCUGCGUGUUCAUGGUCGUGAGCGUUAUGAAAUGCUAAAGAAAAUCAACGAUGGUCUGGAGCUGCUUGACAAAGAAAGCAAAACCAAGUCUAAGGUCUCUGUGAAACAUGAGGUCCCUUUGCCCUCCAGCGGAAAGAGACUCCUGCAGAGAGGAGAGCGGAGCGACAGUGACUGAGAAGCUUGUAGCCGUGAUCAUGAGGGGAAAAAACGUCAUCUCUUAAUCCUUCCAAGCCAUCACGUUUACUUCAGGUUUUUAACCGUUAUUGGAACCCCAAGUCACCUCCUGCCUCACCUCAUCACUUGAGCUGAUAACUUAACUGCCUGACCAUUUACUGUACUGUACUGUACUGUACAGUGUCUUGCUGUUUAUGACAUAUGCAAAUGAAUAAAGGAGAGCAAUUCAUACUGUAGGCAGGCCUUGCCUCCUCCUCACUGCUCUCAUUGCAUUAGUAGGUCCUGUGAAAUGGCUGUGAGACCUUAAUCUUUCUGUGAUUGCAAGAAACAGGAUGUCGGGGUGGGACUUAAAUUUGGGAAGGACUGGAUUUAAUCAGUGUUAAUUUUGGCUGGGAUUUUAAUUUGAGUUUCAUUGACUCCGUUUUUAAAAUUUGUGUCAGUCUUGUCAUUUAUGAUGCAUUACAUUUAGUCUAUUUAGUUAGUAGAUGAAAACCAAAGAGAUUGUUUCUUGGUUUUUCAGUGACAUCUAUUUUUUUAUGUUUGUCAGAAUAUUAAUUAUUAUCUGAAUUGAGCAGUUUUGUCAGUUGAGUCACGACUGAGGAAGACGUGUGACUGCAAAGGAUCAUAAUUGUAACACAAGUCACUGCCAUUUAUUAGAAAAAGUGCAAAGUCACCCUUGUGAAACUUGAAUCGGUGUUUACCUCCAAUAAUGUUGCUGUAUUACUGCACCACAGCCCAACACACAUUUACUGCAACAGAUCCCAACACACAAUUACUGCAGCACAGCAUAACAAUUUUACACAUUUUUAUGUACCUGUAUGAGGAAAUUCAGUCCAUGUGUUGCUGUCCAGCUGUGAUUUAAUGUGCUGUGCAAGCAUACAAGACAUUUAUAGAUUUAAAAAAAAAAAAAAAAAGUUAAUAAAUACACAGGUAUGACUGGAUGGUAUUAACAGUAAUCAUAUCUGUUCACAUGUUAGUGGGGCUGUUUAUUUUUUGCAAAUUCUUUUUUUUACAUUAUUUUUAAUCAGAAAGUUGUACAUAGAUUUUAGCCCCUUUUUUUUUUUUUUUUUUUUUUUUUUUUUCAAAGAUCCAUACAUUCUCCUCAGUGACACUUCCUCUUGGUGACGUUGCACAUGGGGAAAUUUUUGCUAGAAUUAACACUAGAUUUGUAAGCUGAGGGGCUGGCUGGAUCACCCCAAAAGCUCUUCACCAUUUACUACCUGUGUGUUUUGGGUUUUUUUUUAUACACACUGGAUGUUUGUGGGGAAAAAAUUACGCCUCUGAGGAAGGAGAAGAGGAAUUUUGCAAAACAUACAGGAAAAUCUCUCGGAUAUUUUGUUACAACACAUAGGGACAUAGUACGACAAAACUUUUUUCAUGGGAUCUUAAUGAGAUUUAUGAGGAUGUUUAUUCAGAUAUCAAAACAGGAUUUUAGUUUUUAGUAACUAUUGCUCACAUAAACUGAUAAAAUGUGAUGUUUUUGUUUUGGGCCUUCAUUCACAGACCAUGCAAUUUGUCAUUGAUCAGUACUUCAGUUGAUGUGACCAAUCACUGUUAAUUAAUUAACCACUUUGUUUUUCACUGCCAUGAAAGUAUACUUAAGGCAUUUGUUUUAUUUCUGUAUCUUUAUAGAUUAUUUUGGGAAGUUAGUUUUUAUAUAAGAGGUUUAUCUUUCUAUAUUUGUCAUCGUUUCAUUGUUAUUUUUUCAUGGCUUUUUUUUGUACUAAUUUGCAUUUUGUUACUCAAAGCUUUAAGCCUAAAUAAAUGCUCAAUUUCA
Molecule: messenger RNA, 3086 nt
Organism: Seriola dumerili (greater amberjack)
Lineage: Eukaryota; Metazoa; Chordata; Actinopteri; Carangiformes; Carangidae
Gene: tp53
Product: cellular tumor antigen p53-like
Exons: 11
Coding region: 177-1310 (377 amino acids)
Biological process (GO): regulation of transcription by RNA polymerase II; apoptotic process; protein tetramerization
Cellular component (GO): nucleus
Molecular function (GO): protein binding; RNA polymerase II cis-regulatory region sequence-specific DNA binding; DNA-binding transcription factor activity, RNA polymerase II-specific
Source: RefSeq, a predicted model, not a curated record